CCUUGCAUCUUUUGCAUUGACUGUCUCGCUUUAUACCCGAUCUAAAACAAAAAUAUAAACAGAUAAGUAAAAAUAAAAAAAAUGAGUUUACCUCCUGCCCUCUUGGCCAGAUUGGCUCAACGUGGUCUGGUUAAUAAACAAAAGUCCCAAAAGGAAAAUGAACCUCCCGUACCACCUUCUCAUGCAGCUGACAAUGAAGAAGUCAUUGCUGAAGAUUACGAUGAAAUGGAUACGGAUCAAGGGCCAGGACACAACUCAGAUGACUAUCAAUAUCCUUCACAAUAUGACUUGGAUCAUGAUACGGUGCGUAAACCUGUGGAGGAAAACAAUUGGUUGGCACAAAUGAAAACACGCAUGGGUGAGGCUAACUCGGCGGCCGGCUAUCGUUGCUGUCCUAAUAAAUACAAUAUUUGGCAUAAAUGUACCGUGUAUUGUGUAAAUCGGUGGUCCGAAGGCAUUCCACGUCCAUCGCCCGAAUAUAUGAAACGCUACAAAAGAUUGAUACGCAAAUAUCCACUACCCAAGGGUUGGAUUGAAAUGUAUGAUCCCGGCUGUGGUUGUUAUUAUUUUGCAUGUGAAGCUGACAAUGUUGUGUCGUGGCUUCCACCAACACAUCCCAAAUCGGAAGUCACAAAAUGUGCUGCUGCAGUUCGAAAACAAAUGGAAGAAUCCACUGGGGAUGGAGGUACCGGGGCCGACAGUGAUGGCGAUGAACAAAGUGACAAUGAUGCAGAUGGCAAUACAAGAGAAUCUGCUCAAUCUCGCCAUCACCGGGAGGUUGAUGAAAUAAUCAAUGCCUCAAUGCGUUCAAAAUCGCCACGCUCCGUAGAUGCACACGAAUUUCCCAGCCUGCAAGAGGUGGCAGAUAGUCCAUCGGUUCCACUGCCACGCAAACAAAAAUCACGCGAUUUAGAUCGUGUUGGUCGACAGCGUAGAGAUCGAGAUCGCAGCGAUAGAGAUCGGAGUGAUCGCGAUAGAGAACGUGAACGGGAUCGUGAAAGGGAUAGAGAUCGUGAUCGUUAUUCUAGUAGCCAUGAUUCGAGGCGUCGCCAACGUGAUGAUGCUGAUAUUGUUGAUCCCAUGGAUCCAAGUUCUUAUUCGGAUGCACCACGAGGCAAAUGGUCGGAUGGCUUGCAAACUGGAGAUGGUGACGAAAGAAAGAAGAGAUCCAACGACGAUACAUCAUCGUCGAAGCGGGAUAAGGGUGGCAAUAGGAGAAGGGAUGUUCGUGACAGAAGUAAUAAUUCGGAGGAAGACGAUGAUGAUGAAUAUCAUUGAAGUAAGAAAAAUAAUAAAAAAGUAAAAUUUAAUAAAACAAC
Musca domestica (house fly) is the source of this 1319-nucleotide messenger RNA. It is a transcript of the gene PQBP1, whose product is annotated as clumping factor B. Gene Ontology annotation, molecular function: protein binding; ribonucleoprotein complex binding. Bases 82 to 1278 code for a protein of 398 amino acids. NCBI's taxonomy places the organism in Eukaryota, Metazoa, Arthropoda, Insecta, Diptera, Muscidae. The transcript has 2 exons. Gene Ontology annotation, cellular component: cytoplasm; nuclear body. Gene Ontology annotation, biological process: alternative mRNA splicing, via spliceosome. The record is from RefSeq and is a predicted model, not a curated record.